This is a messenger RNA of Myripristis murdjan (pinecone soldierfish), 7923 nucleotides long. RefSeq names its product plexin A4 (gene plxna4). The record is from RefSeq and is a predicted model, not a curated record. Gene Ontology annotation, cellular component: plasma membrane; semaphorin receptor complex. The transcript is spliced from 32 exons. Lineage: Eukaryota; Metazoa; Chordata; Actinopteri; Holocentriformes; Holocentridae. Bases 612 to 6359 code for a protein of 1915 amino acids. Gene Ontology annotation, molecular function: protein binding; semaphorin receptor activity. Gene Ontology annotation, biological process: regulation of cell migration; semaphorin-plexin signaling pathway.
UUGAGCAGGAGCACCGCACUGAGUCACAUCUAUACACACACACACACACACACUCUAUACACACACGCGCGCACACACAUAUACACACACACAUACACACGCACACACACAAACACAGCCUCCUGCGGUAUCCCAUACGGCGCAGCGGCUUUUUCAACGGCAUACCAAGUGCGUCCUCGCCGUGGAAUGGGAGGUGCUGCUGCCGGGUCUCAGAGCGCUCGCAGCGGCGUGGUAGCUGAACAGAGUCCCGCUGAUCGGGGAAUGUUGCUGGGAGUCUGCUGCUAUUUCUUCUCCUGUGCAGGAAUCGCCUCGUUUGUGAACUAAUUACACCUCUACCGGGGAUUUAAAGUGGACAAACCGUUGGAUCAGGAUAUCACAGCAUUUAUUUAGAGGCAUUUCUCAUUUUUGGGGGGAGUAAAAGGAGUUGGGGAUUGCUCUGGACGUGCCUCUUACAUCCGCAGUGUCGAUGCGGCUGCGGCUGUGAAGUGAUAUCUGCAUAGAUUACAGGUACAUAAUGUCCUGUAUCUCAAGAGAGGCUUGAUCCUGCUUGGCUGAGAGUACCUGACUGCACCUCCUUCCUGCUCCUCGCCACGCCCCACCUCCACACAACUAUGGAGUCCUUCACCAGGACAUGGACCUGCCUCUUCCUCUGCUUCUUCCUGUACACUCUCGCACUUACCGUGACAUCACAAACUGUGGUGCGAGCUCCCCAGGCUCACAGCUCUGGCUCCCAGGUCAUCACAGCCUCCCUUCAGGAGGAAGAGUACACCUCAUUUCGUGCCGAGAACCCUGAAUGGACCUUCAACCACCUGGCGGUGGACUAUCGCAAUGGCAACAUCUAUCUUGGAGCUGUCAACCGCAUCUACAAGCUGUCCCCGAGCUUGGAAGUUCAGGUGUCCCAUGAGACUGGCCCAGAUGAGGACAACCGCAAGUGCUAUCCACCACGCAUCGUCCAGCCGUGCAGUGAGCCGCUGACACUCACCAACAAUGUCAACAAGAUGCUGUUGAUGGAUUAUCGGGAGAACCGGCUGCUGGCGUGUGGCAGCCUCUACCAGGGCAUCUGUAAACUCCUUCGCCUAGAUGACCUUUUCAAACUGGGAGAGCCCUUCCACAAGAAAGAGCACUAUCUCUCUGGUGUCAACGAGAGUGGUUCGGUGUUUGGUGUCAUUGUUUCAUAUGGCAAUGCCUCUCCGGACAUGCUGUUUGUAGCCACUGCGGUGGAUGGUAAGCCAGAGUAUUUCCCCACCAUCUCAAGCCGCAAGUUAGCCAGAAACUCAGAGGAGGAUGGCAUGUUUGCCUAUGUCUUCCAUGAUGAGUUUGUGGCCUCUAUGAUUAAGAUCCCAUCAGACACCUUCACUGUCAUUCCAGACUUUGAUAUAUAUUACAUUUAUGGCUUUGCCAGUGGGAACUUUGUCUACUUCCUGACUUUGCAACCUGAGAUGGGGGGAGGGCCGGCCACAGGAUCCUCCUCUGCAGGUCGGGAACAGGUUUACACCUCAAAGAUAGUCCGCCUGUGUAAGGCAGACACUGCCUUCAACUCCUAUGUGGAGGUGCCCAUCGGGUGCGUCAGUGGCAAUGUGGAGUACCGUCUGCUUCAGGCCGCCUAUCUGUCCAAAGCUGGUGCCAUCCUGGCCCGCUCACUGGACGUGGCUCCAGAUGAUGAUGUUCUGUUCGCUGUCUUCUCGAAAGGCCAGAAGAGACGGCCACGCCAGGCCUCCCAGGACUCUGCACUGUGCGUGUUUUCUCUGCGGAAGAUCAACGAGAAGAUCAAGGAGAGGCUGCAGUCCUGCUACAAGGGGGAGGGCACACUGGACUUGGCUUGGCUCAAAGUCAAAGAUAUUCCCUGCAGUAGUGCUCUCUUGACCAUCGAUGACGACUUCUGCGGCCUGGACAUGAAUGCGCCACUGGGUGUGUCCGAGAUGGUGCGUGGCAAGCCUCUCUUCUCUGAUGCCGCCGACAAGAUGACCUCGGUCAUCGCAUACGUCUACAAGAACCACUCGCUAGUCUUUGUGGGCACAAAGAGCGGACGAGUGAAGAAGAUCCGGGUGGACGGCUCCUCUCGGGCUCUUCAGUAUGAGACGGUGCAGGCUGUGGAGAACGGGCCCAUCCUCAGAGACAUGGCCUUCUCCUCCGAUCACCACUACCUCUACGUCAUGUCUGAGACCCAGCUGUCGAGGGUGCCAGUGGAGGCCUGUGGUCAAUACUCAACCUGCAGUGAAUGUCUUGGGUCAGGAGAUCCCCACUGUGGCUGGUGUGUCCUGCACAACAUGUGCACCAGAAAGGAGAAAUGCGAGCGCUCGCUGGAACCCCGGCGCUUUGCAUCAGACAUCAAGCAGUGUGUGCGCCUCAGUGUCCACCCAAACAACAUCUCUGUGUCCCAGUUUAGUGUUACGUUGGUGUUGGAGGCCCAUAACGUCCCAGAACUUUCAGCAGGGGUCAAUUGCACUUUUGAGGACCUGGCUGAGAUGGAUGGGCUGGUGGAGGGCAACCUCAUCAAGUGCUCCUCCCCUGCUGAGAAGGAGGUGCCGCGUAUCAUUGUUGACAAAGGUGACCACCAGAUUGUCCAGCUGUACCUGAAGUCCAAGGAGACGGGCCUGGCUUUUGCAAAUACCAGUUUUGUCUUCUACAACUGUAGCGUGCACAAGUCGUGUUUGUCAUGUGUUAGCAGUCCCUACCAGUGUCACUGGUGUAAAUACAGACAUGACUGUACACAUGACCCACGGACAUGCUCCUUCCAGGAGGGACGAGUCAAGAAGCCUGAGGAGUGUCCUCAGUUGCUGCCUACAGACAGAAUCCUGGUCCCGGUCAAUGUGGUGAAGCCCAUCACUCUGCGGGCCAAAAACCUGCCCCAGCCCCAGUCGGGCCAGAGAGGAUAUGAGUGUCUGCUGACCAUCCAGGGAGUUGAGCACCGAGUCCCUGCCCUGCGCUUCAACAGCUCCUCUGUCCAGUGCCAAAACACGUCGUAUUCCUAUGAUGGGAUGGAGAUGAGCAGUCUUCCUGUGGAGCUGACCGUUAUCUGGAAUGGUGAUUUCAGCAUUGACAACCCCGCCCACAACAAAGUCCACCUAUACAAGUGUGAUGCCCAACGUGGAAGCUGUGGUUUGUGUCUGAAGGCAGACCCGCUGUUUGGGUGUGUAUGGUGUAAAGGAGAGAACCGCUGCACCCUCAAGCAACACUGCCCCCACCCUGAGAGCCAGUGGCUGGAACACAACGGCAUCAACAGCAAGUGCACCCACCCACGCAUCACACAGAUCACCCCUCUGCGAGGUCCCAGAGAGGGAGGCACGCUGGUGACGAUCCGCGGUGAAAACCUGGGGCUGGAUUUCAGAGAAAUUCAGGGUAACGUGAAGGUGGCCGAAGUGGAAUGCACGCCCGUGCGUGAGGGAUACAUCCCAGCUGAACAGAUUGUGUGUGAGAUGGGUAAAGCGGAGAAGAGUCAGUAUACUGGGUAUGUGCAGGUCUGUGUUGGGUUCGGCGAGUGCAGACCAGAGUUCAUGGCAAAGUCCUCCAAGUACUACUACUUUGUGGUCCCAAGGCUAAUGCACCUCAAGCCCAGUCGAGGGCCAGUGUCCGGAGGAACCGUCGUCAACAUCACCGGGAGCCACCUGGAUGCAGGGAGCAACGUGUCAGUCAUGUUCAAGGACCAGCCGUGCACUUACCUGAGGAGAGGGGGCCAGUGGAUCACCUGCCGAUCCCAUGCUUCACUGCAUGGCUACGGAAAUGUUUCUGUGUCAGUGAGCGUGGACAGAGCCCACCUCCAGAAAGACCUGCGAUUUGAAUAUGUGGAAGAUCCCACCAUCACCAAGAUAGAGCCCGAAUGGAGCAUCUUCAGUGGACACACACCAGUGACAGUGACUGGAACUAACCUGGACAUCAUUCAAACCCCACUCAUCAGAGCCAAGUACAACAACCGCGAGACACUCAAUCUGUGCCAGGUGUUGAGCUCCACCUCCAUGCUGUGCCAGGCCCCAGAGCUGCCCAUCAGCCUGGCCCGGCAGCGAGAGGUGCCCGAGAGGCCUGAUGAGUUUGGCUUCAAACUGGACGACGUUCAGGCUCUGAUGGCUCUCAACAACACCAACUUUAUCUACUACCCUAACCCUGAGUUUGAGCCACUUAGUCCCUCUGGGGUGUUGGAGCUGAAGCCUGGCUCACCCAUUAUACUGAAGGGGCGGAACUUCCUUCCACCGACCAAUAGUGGAAACGGAAAGCUGAACUACACAGUUCUAAUUGGCGAGGAGCCCUGCAUGUUAACUGUGUCAGACACCCAGCUGCUGUGUGAGUCACCCAACCUGACGGGACGCCACAAGGUCCUGGCACGUGUGGGUGGCAUCGAGUUUUCCCCAGGCGUGGUCCACAUCGCGUCAGACAGCCCUCUGAGCAGCACAGCCAUCAUUGGCAUUGCAGCAGCCGGAGCCCUGCUCAUCCUCUUCAUUGUGGUGGUGCUCAUCGCCUACAAACGCAAGUCUCGUGAGAGUGAUUUGACCCUGAAGAGGCUGCAGAUGCAGAUGGAUAACCUGGAGUCACGUGUGGCGCUGGAGUGUAAAGAGGCCUUUGCGGAGCUCCAGACAGACAUCCAUGAGCUGACCAGUGACCUCGAUGGAGCAGGAAUCCCCUUCCUGGACUACAGGACGUACACCAUGAGGGUCCUCUUCCCUGGCAUCGAGGAACAUCCUGUGCUCAGAGAUCUAGAGGUGCCAGGCUACCGGCAGGAGCAGGUGGAGACAGGGCUGAAGCUCUUCGGCCAGCUCAUCAACAACAAGGUCUUCCUGCUGUCCUUCAUCCGCACACUGGAGGCCCAGCGGGGCUUCUCCAUGAGGGACCGCGGCAACGUGGCCUCGCUCAUUAUGACAGUGCUGCAGAGCAAGUUAGAGUAUGCCACUGACGUCCUGAAGCACCUGCUGUCUGAUCUCAUAGACCGCAACCUGGAGAGCAAGAAUCAUCCCAAGUUGCUGCUCCGCAGGACUGAGUCGGUUGCAGAGAAAAUGCUGACCAACUGGUUUACCUUUCUCCUCUACAAGUUCCUAAAGGAGUGUGCAGGCGAGCCUCUCUUCUCCCUCUUCUGUGCUAUCAAGCAGCAGAUGGAGAAAGGCCCCAUUGACUCCAUCACGGGAGAGGCACGCUACUCGCUCAGCGAGGACAAGCUCAUCCGCCAGCAGAUUGACUACAAGACGCUGGUAGUGAACUGCAUCCACCCAGAGAAUGAGAAGAGCCCAGAGAUCCAGGUCAAGGUGCUGAACUGCGACACCAUCAGCCAAGUGAAGGAGAAGAUCCUGGACGCCAUCUACAAAAAUGUCCCCCACUCUCACCGCCAGAAAGCCUCUGACAUGGACCUGGAAUGGCGUCAGGGCCGGGGGCAGCGCAUGAUCCUUCAGGACGAGGACGUCACCACUAAGAUCGAAAGUGACUGGAAGAGACUCAACAUGCUGGCCCAUUAUCAGGUACCUGAUAAUUCAGUGGUGGCCUUGGUCCCCAAGCAAGUGACCGCCUACAAUUCUGUCAAUAACUCCACUGUGUCUCGAACGUCUGCCAGUAAAUAUGAAAACAUGAUCAAGUACACUGGAAGUCCUGAUAGCCUGCGUUCCCGUACUCCUAUGAUUACCCCUGACCUCGAGAGCGGGGUCAAGGUUUGGCACCUGGUGAAGAACCACGAGCACGGAGACCAGAAGGAGGGCGACCGUGGCAGCAAGAUGGUCUCCGAGAUCUACCUGACACGACUGCUGGCCACCAAGGGUACAUUACAGAAAUUUGUGGACGACCUGUUUGAGACCAUCUUCAGCACAGCCCAUCGAGGCAGUGCCCUGCCACUGGCCAUCAAGUACAUGUUUGACUUCCUGGAUGAGCAGGCCGACAAACACAACAUCCACGACCCCCAUGUCCGGCACACAUGGAAGAGCAACUGCCUACCUCUACGUUUCUGGGUGAACGUGAUCAAGAACCCCCAGUUUGUGUUUGACAUCCAUAAGAGCAGCAUCACAGAUGCCUGUCUGUCCGUGGUGGCCCAGACCUUCAUGGACUCCUGCUCCACCUCAGAACACCGCCUGGGGAAGGACUCGCCCUCCAACAAGCUGCUUUAUGCCAAGGACAUCCCCAGCUACAAGAGCUGGGUGGAGAGGUACUACUCAGACAUCAGCAAGAUGCCGGCAAUCAGUGACCAGGAUAUGAAUGCCUAUCUGGCAGAACAGUCACGGAUGCAUAUGAACGAGUUCAACAGCAAGAGCUCUCUCAGUGAGAUCUACUCAUAUGUGGGCAAAUAUUCUGAGGAGAUUGUGUGUGCGCUGGAGCAGGAUGACGCAGCCAGGAAACAAAGGCUUGCCAUCAAGCUGGAGCAGGUGGUGGCCUUCAUGAGUCUGGAGAGCUGAGGACCGCACUUCCCAGGGCGCACUGGGAAGAGACCCUGUCAGAAACCGAGCCGUGCCUGAGCGAAGACCUGUCCCUAUCUUUCUCAUCAUGUGACUUCCUCCCUCCUCCUUCCUCCUUUCAAAGAUGAUGACUUCCUCCUUGACCUUUUUUCUGCUUCCUCUUCCCCAAUGAGCAUUUUGUUUUCCUCAUCCGCUCUGCUGCAUAGACUAGUUGAUCUGAGGGGUGGUUUGGGGCUGAGGGUUGUGUCUCCCACCAUGCAACGCAGGAGAGCCUUCAGCUUCACCACAGGGAACGCUCCGAGGGGUGGUUGCUUGAAAGCUGGCCAUAUUGGCACGCUUUAACUUCCCCCCUGUCGGAGGAAGAGAGAGGAAAAAAAGAUACAGUUUUAUGUUGCCUUCAAGAAUUUACACUGAUAGAUAAAGUCUUUGAAAACCACAAUGUUGGGUGUCCAUUUUGUUGAGAACUUUUUUCGAAAUAGGCUAGUUAAAACAAACACCAUCUCUAGAGUCCAGUUUAUUGUAGUGCUAUAUUCAAUAUACGGAAAUAAAAGGAAACAUCAAAAAUGAGGACUGCAAGCCAAAUGAACACAUCUGAAGAAAAUGAAUGCAAGGAUGGUUUGCCAAGUUUACACUGUACCCACAACUAAAGCAUACAUAUCUGCGAAAUUUGGGGAAAGUCCAGGCAGACCUAGAAUGUUCCCAUGUUCUUUCAAUGUAGCUGGAGUUGUAUUUAAGAUAAAGACUGAUGGGGGUAGGGAAGGGUUAGUGCUCCCUGGAACCUUUCCUUCACUGAAAUGUGACUGACACUUAAACUUUAUAAACCAGAGCCUCCCUUACCUACACCCCCCUUGCAACAUUCGCACAUUUUUCCUGCCCACCUUACAUAUAAUUCUACAAAAAUGCUCAUGAUUCCCGCUUCCAUCUGGCUUUAUGUGGCUACUGCAAAAUUAAACUAUUAGGCAAAUAAAACUGGAGGCCCCGACCCAAGUUGGAUCCUCUGUGAGAAGCACACAACCAACUCUGGAAGGCAGUGGUGUGACUGCAAAUCCUAACACCAGGAGCAGUCAUUCUCUGGCUCUAGCCUCUUCCAAUCUUGUGUCGUCACUGCGACGGUCUAUCAAAGCACACACACAUGCACAGAUACACACACAAUCAGCAGCUGCCCAAGACCCUGACUGUCCAGACAUCUACAUCAACCCCAGAAAAGGUACAGGGGAGAGCUGACUGAAAUGUACUGGGAAAGACAAAGCUUGUUCACUGAAACUAUGAGAGUUAUUCAAUACGGUGUAGCCAGAGACGGCUGUUUGCUACCAAGGGGGCUCUGUUGUGAAAGAAUAGCACUUCUUUCACAGGAUUUUCUUCUUUAAAAGACUUUUGUGUGGAGAACAAGAUGGACUUAGUUGGUCAGCCAAAAACCAAAGGAGCUUGAAAUUUUCAAAAUGGUCAAAAAUGUAUUUGAAAAGUGCCACUGAGGAACUGACAAAAGGGGACUUUGUAAAAAAAAAAAGAAAAAAAAAAACAACCACCCUUAUGAAGAAAAAAAAAAAAACAAAAAACAAAAUCC